AUGUUCAGGAGGCAUAAACCCAGUGCUGCAGAGCACAAGAAGGACUUUGCUGUGCAUGGAGCCGCACUGCCGGGGCCACAGAAUGACAUGAGGUCUUUUUUCAACUUGUCUCAGCUUGUACUCUCUGCUGGCCAGCUCAGAUCACCGCCCAUACUCAGGCAUUCAAAAAUCACUUACUUUGAAGUGGAAAUCCUUGAUGCCCAAAGUAAGAGGCAGAUCUGUGUGGUGGAUAAGGUACCUCCAUCAUCCUCCCUCCUUGAUGUAAAACAUAAAUUUCACAAAACAUGUCCCCAGUGGAACCCUUCCCGUAUUGGCCUGCGACUAGAACGCAAUGGGCCCUAUUUGAAGGAUUCCGUUAGCAUUCAAAGCUUGGCAGUUUCCUCCAUCAUUACGCUGUAUUUUACAGAUCUGGGUCAGCAGGUCACUUGGACCACAGUUUUUCUGACUGAAUACAGCGGGCCUCUACUAAUCUACUUGCUCUUUUACAUUCGUCUCUCAAGUAUUUAUGCUGAAGAGGAGAGUACAGAGAGCUUCCGCCACCCAGUAGUUCACUUGGCCUGCUUCUGUCAUUGUUUACACUAUGUCAGGCAUCUUCUGGAGACGUUAUUUGUUCACAAGAUUUCCGGAGGGCACACACCUCUGAAAAAUAUGAUAAAGGGCUGUGCCUUUUACUGGGGAUUCACUUCUUGGAUUGCUUACUAUGUCAAUCACCCCCGAUACACUCCACCAUCAUUUGGCAACAGGCAAGUUAUUUUUGCUGCCCUGGCUUUUCUGAUGUGUGAAGCUGGAAAUCAUUUUAUCAACGUCGCUUUAGUCCAACAAAAUCACUCAGGGAAUAAAGCCUCUUUUCCAAGUCCAACUUACAACCCCUUCACAUGGCUAUUCACACUGGUUUCCUGUCCCAACUACACAUACGAGAUUGGGUCUUGGAUUAGUUUUACGGUGAUGACACAAACACUGCCAGUUGGAAUUUUUGCUUUCCUGAUGGCCAUCCAGAUGUCCCUCUGGGCCCAAAAGAAACAUAGGCUUUACCUGAAGAAAUAUAAUCUGGGUGCGCUUAGGAAAGCAGCCAUGAUUCCAUUCAUCUUCUAAGCUCUUCAAGCACUAGCAGCCCAUAUUCACUGUUUGAGAACUGAUUCUGGAAACAAAUGAACCCUUUCAUUUAGUAACCAAAGAAGGCUUGGGCAAGAAUUGUUGAGUAGCAUUUUCAGACAAUUAACAUCAGAAUGGGGCGUUUAGAAUUAAGUGAACAGAAUCUGGCUUUGAACCCUCGGUUUGUGUUAGAUGAUGUGAUUUAAUUAGAUUUUGUGCAAUGGAGCUAAUCAGGAAGACAGGAAACUCUGUCUUGUGAAUGUUGGGCCAAAUCAUCCGCUGGUGUAAAUGGGUGUUGCUCUGUUUCAAGCCCGUGGGGUGAUGCUGAUCUACUCCCUGUGAGGAGCUGGCCCUUUUAAGGUUCAAUAGCAAAUGCAGAUCAGAUUCUGAGUAUUUUGCAUUGCAGGAAAUGCCACCGCUUUAACUGUAUUCAAAGCAGCAUGUUCUGUGUAAAUCCGUCUAAACUGUACCACCAAACAGUGUUGGUUUAUACAGUAUUAAUUAGGGCAGCUUUGCAGUUUUGUUUUACUGAACCAAUUCCUGACUACUAGCAAGUUGUUUGAUGAUGCAAACUGGCUUAAAGUCAGCACUGUGGAGAAGUCUGGUUUUUUCCAGGAGGCAGCAUGGCCUAAGUGGAUUGAGUGAGUAUCAGGCGAAUGAAGUUCU
Terrapene triunguis (Three-toed box turtle) is the source of this 1758-nucleotide messenger RNA. It is a transcript of the gene TECRL, whose product is annotated as trans-2,3-enoyl-CoA reductase like. Lineage: Eukaryota; Metazoa; Chordata; Testudines; Emydidae. Gene Ontology annotation, biological process: very long-chain fatty acid biosynthetic process. Bases 1 to 1092 code for a protein of 363 amino acids. Gene Ontology annotation, molecular function: oxidoreductase activity, acting on the CH-CH group of donors. The record is from RefSeq and is a predicted model, not a curated record. The transcript has 12 exons.